Dictyostelium purpureum is the source of this 1140-nucleotide messenger RNA. RefSeq lists its product as uncharacterized. Gene Ontology annotation, biological process: peptidyl-L-cysteine S-palmitoylation; protein targeting to membrane. Gene Ontology annotation, molecular function: protein-cysteine S-palmitoyltransferase activity. Gene Ontology annotation, cellular component: Golgi apparatus; endoplasmic reticulum. The record is from RefSeq and is a predicted model, not a curated record. Lineage: Eukaryota; Evosea; Eumycetozoa; Dictyosteliales; Dictyosteliaceae. The transcript is spliced from 3 exons. Bases 1 to 1140 code for a protein of 379 amino acids.
AUGGAUUGGUUAUUUACAUUUAUUAUAUGUUAUAUUAUUUUUGCUGUAUUUGUACUGUAUACCUUACUAAUGGGUCAAACUCAAUUCCACAAAGAUGGUUUCAUUGGUUGGUGUCAUAUGUUUUUAACCUCGGGUUUACAAGAAUUUUGUGUAGGAUGUUUUUCAAAAAUUUGCCCAAAAAGAUUAAAAAAAAUGUCAGAUUCAUGUUAUAAUUAUUUCAUGUUUAAACCAAACCAUUUAUUACAAGGAUUUUAUUUAUCAUUAGUUGCAGUUGGUUUUUUUUUAUUUCAUAAAGAUUGUUUCCCAUAUAUUGGAACCGAAUAUAUACCUGAAUAUCAUAGAUAUGGUGCAUAUGCCUCAAUUCUUUUCACCCUUUUCACAUUUAUUGUAGCAAGUUACUCAUCACCAAACUAUAUUGACGAAAAAAAUCAUAAAGAACCAGCUAGAUCCAAACAUUGUAGAAUUUGUAAUAGAUGUGUUAGUAAAUUCGAUCACCAUUGUCCUUGGAUCAAUAAUUGUGUUGGAAGAAAUAAUUUAAGAUACUUUUUAUUAUUUGUAUUAUCAACAUCAUUAUUAUGCGUUUAUGGUGCAUAUUUAAGUGGAUGGUCAAUGUAUACUUUUAUCAAAGUCAAAGAUAUCAAAAAUUUAGGCUACACUAAAAAUGGUGUUUGGACCCCAGUUCCAACCACUAUUAUAAUCAAAUAUUUAGCAUUCGAAUCAAGAUCUAUUUUACCACUUGGUGUAUUUUGUCUUGUUAUAGCAGUAUUUUUAUUAUCAUUUUUCUUUUAUCAUAUUUAUUUAAUAGUUAGAAACACCACCACAAAUGAAUCAUAUAAAUGGGAAAAUAUAAAAGAUCAAAUUAAAAUUCAAAGAUUAGAGGAAAAACUUAAAGAAAAAGAGGAAGAAGAAAGAAAAAAAGAAAACAAAUCUCAAACUAGCAGCAGCAGUAGCAGCAAGGAUAAAGAAAUUAAGAAAAGAAAUAAAUCAAAUAACAACGAUAAUAAAGAAGAUAAAUAUCAAGUCGAAAAAGAUAAAGUUUAUUUACCUUUACCCAAAACUUUUAAAGAAAUUAAAAAUAUUUAUAAUAAAGGUGCUUAUUUAAAUUUAAUGGAAACCUUCUUUCCAAAUAAUUUUAAAUAA